This is a messenger RNA of Sphaeramia orbicularis (orbiculate cardinalfish), 1412 nucleotides long. RefSeq names its product neurogenic differentiation factor 4-like. Gene Ontology annotation, cellular component: nucleus. Lineage: Eukaryota; Metazoa; Chordata; Actinopteri; Kurtiformes; Apogonidae. Gene Ontology annotation, biological process: positive regulation of transcription by RNA polymerase II; camera-type eye development; axon development. Bases 155 to 1153 code for a protein of 332 amino acids. The record is from RefSeq and is a predicted model, not a curated record. Gene Ontology annotation, molecular function: protein dimerization activity; E-box binding; DNA-binding transcription factor activity, RNA polymerase II-specific. The transcript has 2 exons.
CCCCCGCAGAGCGACCCGCACUGAGGCUCUGUGGGACAGCUCUGCACAGGGACACAUCACGGACCGUCCUCACUGUUUGACGGACUGAGGGACUGACCUGUGGGGAAAGGAAACUAUAGACCAGGUCUGCAAAAACUCAGCAGCACAGAGAAUUAUGAUGAUUAAGCCAUACAUGAGACGAGGUGAGGAAGAGGAGGCCGGCAGCCCCCUGCAGUGGAUGGAUGGUGACAUGAGCUCUCCUGAUGGAGAUGCAUCCAUCUCAUCAAACCGCUACAGAGGCAGCGCAGUGAACCAGCAGCCCAGGGAGAUUGGGAGCGAGGAUGCAGAGGAAGAUGAGGAGGAUGAAGAGGAAGGGCAGGAGGAUGAAAACGGAUCCAAACGACGAGGCCCCAAGAAAAAGCGAAUGACCAAGGCCAGGCAAGAGCGUUUCCGUGCACGGCGUGUAAAGGCCAAUGCCAGGGAGCGUUCACGUAUGCACGGCCUGAAUGAUGCUCUGGAAAACCUGCGCAGCAUCAUGCCCUGUCACUCCAAGACCCAGAAACUGUCCAAGAUUGAGACUCUACGGCUCGCCCGCAACUAUAUCUGUGCUCUGUCUGAGGCUCUGGAGGGGGGGCUUUCGACAGAGAGCCGGGGGUUCAUGGAGACACUGUGUAAGGGUCUGUCACAGCCCACUACCAACCUGGUGGCUGGCUGCUUGCAGCUGGGUCCCUCUCCUGCACAGGGAAAGCCUGAGGACAGACAUGGAGUUCAUGUUCCACCUACUCCUCUGGGGGGUGUGAGCUACUCCUCUCCAGGUCUGCCAAGUCCCCCUUAUGGCACUUUUGACUCUGCUCACCUACUUCACCUGCGAGCAAUGAAAGGAGGACUGUACGACAACCAUUCCCCAAGUGAGUAUAACACUGGCGGUGUGGGGACCCCUCCAUAUGACGGACCCCCUACUCCCCCUCUGAGCAUCAGCAGUAACCUGGUGCCCAAACAGGAGCCUUCACCUCACUACCUACCCCCACACCACUACUCCCCCUCCUCUGUGGACCAGAACCAGGGCCUGUAUCAGACUCACUCUGGAUAUGACCCACACCCAGAGGGGCCAUACAACUCCUACCACCCCCCUCACAUGCCGCCACGACAGAUAACCUCCAUCUACAGAGACUAACAUGGACCAGGAGUUGUUACUGAAUCAGCCAUCAAUACAACCCGGCUGCUCGUCUCUGUCCAUUGAUCCUUCUUUAACACUGACUGACACUAAUGUCUGAUUCUUGGACUUAAACACUGAAGGAUUGAUCUGUCUCUCAGCCUGCGACAAGAACAACUCUGUAAAUUAACAAAUGUUUGAUUACAUGUGUGGUGCACUUGCACAGUAGACUAGCACUGUUAAAAUUAGAAAACACUUGACCAAAACCAAUGCAUUUUAU